AUGGAUACACCACCAAUUUUAAUGCUUAAAUUUUUGAAGGAAUCUGAUUUACUAUCCGAGGAUAAAGACUGUUAUUCUCUCACAACGGUUCCUCAGGAUGUUGCUGAGGCAGGAACAAAAGUUUUUUUAUCUGAUUUCAAGAAAAGACAAGAGACACUCGAUUUAACACGCAAAAAGAGAGUAAAAUUUAUUAUGGAGUUCCUCGCAGUAGCAUUCGGAUUAGAAAUUCAAGAAUAUACUCAUAUUGAAACGGCAAAAAAUAUUUAUCAUAACUGGUUCUCACGUCCUGAGAUAUUUGGAGAUGUUAAGAGACAGAAUAAGUUUUUCCGUCGCAUGUUUAAGCAUAUGACGCAGCCAUUUCAAUUUAGAGCCGCAAUUUCAAAAGAUAUUUUCGAAACAAAGUUUUUCGACAUAAUCAUGGCAAUUCUCGAUGAAUAUGAUAAUUUCGCCGAAACAGCUGGAAAAUUAUUCGAAGUUGAAACAUGGGAAGUUUUAUUUAAAUGUACACUUGCUAUUGCUAAUUCGAUUAUAUUCUUUAACUACCGCAAUUUAUUGGUUGACGAGAAGCAAGUUCAACUCCGUCAGAAAGCAAUUACUGUGUAUUUCAACGUUUGUUUGACAUCUGGCAUUGUUAAACCAGAUUUCUGGAAAUUAUUUAACGAGUACUGCUUCAAGUGGUCAAUCAACCUCGAUUUUAUCAAAGUUUGGGGUGUUUUCGUUCAAAAAUUGACAAAAAUUGUUUUUUCAAGGGUCUUAAAGUUCGAAACGGACGAAUUUAUUGAAGGAGGAAUUUAUACAGGUGGCAAAUCCAUUGAUUCCAAGACUCUUAACUUCAUUUAUCAUCAUUUCUUAUAUUGUAUCGAUCAUGACAUGACAAUGAAGACUCCUGACAACCUCGACAACUUCCAACAGAUUAUUCUCAACAUUUUGAACGGGUAUACGAACUACGCAAAGCAUACUUCUCCGUUUUAUAUCCCAAGAUUCCCUGCCAAGACAUUUUUACAGAUGUUCGGACCGGCCAUCACUCAUAUCGAUCUCAAACUAAACGCAGAAUUCGAUUACGGACUCUCAACGAUGCUCGGAACAUUAUUAUUAGUUGCAUCGAACUUACAGUUCCAGCAGAACGAAGAAACAAGGCUAAAGAUACUCCAAUUGGCUCUUAGCUUCGCAAAGAUCGGAAGACCACAGCUCGUUGCCUCAUUUUUGAUAAAUGGAGCAAAUGUUUUCGGAAAAUGGAGCGAUUUCCAUCCGUUCAUGGCCGAAUCUGUUCUUAUGUUCAUUCCUAAACUCGAUCUCAAGCAAACAAAGAGAUUUGACCCAGGAUUAUUAUAUCAUUGCGCUACCGGAAUGUUUAUCUCAGCUUCAGAGAUAUAUUCGAGGUCCAACAACGACUUAUCAAUGAUUGCCAACGCAUUUCAUAAAUUAUACAACGAAACUCCUCAUGAUCAGAAUAAAGUCGCAUUACUUACUUACGCAUCGAAAUUCGAGAACAUAAACAUCUUCGCAAAAAUUGCAGAAGCGUUUUCACUACCAAAUAUUCGUAAAGCAUCUACAGAUGAUUCGAUUCCAUUUUAUUCGACACUUAUUACAUUAGUUGGUACUGUUACCCGCUACAACCAAUCCUACAUCGAUAUGUUCAACCAAUUACACCUCCUUCCGCUCAUUUUGACCGCAGUUACAUCGUCCGAUCUCAGAAAGCUCCAAAACUCGGACAUGACCAUCGCAGCUGCACUCGUCAUGAUAUACUCUCUCAUCGAAUACUGCAAUGACGUCUUAAAUGUCAAAGAAAACGUAAAUUCGAUUUUUGAGUACGCUGCUUUUGUCCAAAAGCUGAUUGACAACGACAAGAAAGUACCACUGAAGAACAAGCGACUUAUCAAAGGCCUCCUUUCGACAAUCUACGCUAGAGCAAAUAUUCAUUAUCCGUCAUACGAAUAUUUCACGCGUAAUGAAGGCAAAAUCUGUGGUACAGAGAAUGAUAUUUGCGAAAAGUACAAAAUGAUCGGUUGCCGCAAGUAUUAUUUCACGAUUUCCAACUCAUUAUUGAUAACUUUCAUGGAAAUGCCGAAUGGAACACAGCCAAUUGUCAUCCUCGUGCGCGGACCAUUCGGAAGAGUCGCUUGGCUCAUCGAAGACCACUUCAAGACCGAAGAAAAACCAAUUUUAUCAGAAAGAAUCCAAAAAGUCGAUCUGAAAGCCCCAGAACCAUCAAAUGUCGAGCCAUACGACCCCGCAGAUGAAGAUAAAGAGGAGCCACUGGGUAUUCCCCAUAUCGAAAUCACCGGAUUUUCAGAUUGUGACAAACAACUACACGAUCACUUCGUAGAAGUGUUCACCAAGUGGUUGUCUAUUGAUGACUUUGGCUUUAUUGAGAAAUUCGGCAAGGAAACGCCGUAUUUCCGACCAAGAGUUGUAGAUUUCCUUCUUUCCGCGGGAAUUUUGGAUUCUACCAACAAACUUAAGGUCGUUGCCCAACAAAACAGGACAGAAGUCAACAAAGUCAUCAAGAAUUUCGACAAAUUAGACAAAUUACCAAAAGUUCCAGUCCAAAUCAGUCAUAUUACACUUAAUGACCGCAAAUUUGGUAAAAACAGCAUCAGAAACAGUGCAGCCAUGGCCCAGUUCAUGCAAGUUCUCGGUGAACCGAUGAAGAUUGACGACAAAUUCCUUGCAACACUUCCUAUUGCAGGAGGAAUUGCUAAAUUCAUUGAUUCUGAGAAUGAUUUCUCACUGAGAUUGGUGUUUAACGAGUCAGGAUACGACUACGUGAUGCCACAGAUCAGGAAACAAGUUAUUUCUGUUUCUCCUGUUGGAUCUGGUUUGUACAAAGUCACAGAGAAAAGUCCAGCGAGAGAGGGAAUCUCUCCUUUCUCUAAGUUCUCAGAGUACGUCGUGACAAUGAAAACACUCAGAUUCAUGAUAACAACAAUGAUCGACGCAAGUAUCAGAUACGUCGGAAAGUUUGAGUGUUUCGACGUCUGCGCAAAGAGAAGAGAGAUGUUCAAGGAGUUGACUGACGUGAAGACAAUGGAGGACCUCGCCCCGCUUUCUGUUUUAGAGUUCAAAGUUGUGUAA
This is a messenger RNA of Trichomonas vaginalis G3, 3075 nucleotides long. RefSeq lists its product as uncharacterized. Gene Ontology annotation, biological process: activation of GTPase activity. The coding region runs from base 1 to 3075 and encodes 1024 amino acids. Gene Ontology annotation, molecular function: GTPase activator activity. Lineage: Eukaryota; Parabasalia; Trichomonadida; Trichomonadidae. The transcript has a single exon. The record is from RefSeq and is a predicted model, not a curated record.